This is a messenger RNA of Gymnodraco acuticeps, 6939 nucleotides long. Its product is annotated as guanine nucleotide-binding protein G(o) subunit alpha. The transcript has 8 exons. Gene Ontology annotation, biological process: adenylate cyclase-modulating G protein-coupled receptor signaling pathway; G protein-coupled dopamine receptor signaling pathway. The record is from RefSeq and is a predicted model, not a curated record. NCBI's taxonomy places the organism in Eukaryota, Metazoa, Chordata, Actinopteri, Perciformes, Bathydraconidae. Bases 643 to 1707 code for a protein of 354 amino acids. Gene Ontology annotation, cellular component: heterotrimeric G-protein complex. Gene Ontology annotation, molecular function: corticotropin-releasing hormone receptor 1 binding; GTP binding; mu-type opioid receptor binding.
GAGUUGAUGCUCCCUCUUUCCCCACUUCUCUCUUUUCACGGUUCUGACGUCAGCAACCUGCAAUUGAACGAAUGAACUAACGGACGACCGAGCCCCUACCGGAGCUACCGGGAGGCAGUAGAGUUACAGAGCGAGUCCCCGCCGCCAGCCUCGGAGGAGCUACACGGAGGAAAGUACGCUGUGCGCCGCCGUGAGAAGCAGUGCUGGAAUCAAACGAUGCGAGCCGCAGCCGAGUAACACAGAGCCUACUGUCGACGAGCGGAGAAAACCGUUACCGUGAUUUACCGACACUUACACCGAAGAGAUACGGAGGACGAGCGGACGGACAGCCCACCACCGAGACCCCGUUUGAGAAACUGCGGUGGCUACAACGAGUUGUGUUCGCGCCGUGGAUCAAAGUGAUUUAAAUGCUUUAACGGAGCCGUACCCCUAGCUUGAGAGCGAUCGAGAGGGAGCUGCCCAGAGAGCGAGAGGAAGAGGGAUCGAAGACACCGCGCAGAAAAGGAGGAAAUCAACCAAGAAAAUAAAAAACGGAUUUGCAAACAGCGUUGUUUCCGCGCACACGCUUCGUUCAAUCUUUCAUUGCUUUAAUUUUCUCUGGAUCAAGGUUUCGGUUACGCUUUCAAGCUGUGUUCUCUAACCAUGGGAUGUACUCUGAGCGCAGAGGAAAGGGCGGCUCUGGAUCGGAGCAAAGCCAUCGAGAAAAACCUGAAGGAGGACGGAGUCACCAUGGCCAAAGAUGUCAAACUGCUGCUGCUCGGGGCUGGAGAGUCAGGGAAAAGCACCAUCGUCAAACAGAUGAAGAUCAUCCAUGAGGACGGUUUCUCUGGUGAUGACGUAAAGCAGUACAAGCCUGUCGUUUACAGCAACACCAUCCAAUCUCUGGCAGCCAUCGUCCGUGCCAUGGAUACACUGGGCCUGGAGUACGGAGACAAAGAGCGGAAGGCGGAUGCUAAGAUGGUGUGUGACGUGGUCACUCGUAUGGAGGAUACAGAGCCUUACUCCGCCGAACUGCUCGGCGCCAUGAUGCGCCUGUGGUCCGACUCAGGCAACCAGGAGUGUUUCAGCCGCGCCCGCGAGUACCAGCUCAACGACUCAGCGCAGUACUACUUAGACAGCCUAGAUCGGAUUGGUGCACCAGACUACCAGCCCACAGAGCAGGACAUCCUGAGGACCCGAGUGAAGACCACAGGCAUUGUCGAGACACACUUUACCUUCAAAAAUCUCCACUUCAGGCUGUUUGAUGUGGGAGGUCAGAGAUCGGAGAGGAAGAAGUGGAUCCACUGUUUUGAGGACGUCACUGCUAUUAUUUUCUGCGUGGCGCUCAGCGGAUAUGACCAGGUGCUGCACGAGGACGAGACCACGAACCGCAUGCACGAGUCUCUGAAGCUCUUUGAUUCCAUCUGCAACAACAAGUGGUUUAACGAAACCUCCAUCAUCCUCUUCCUCAACAAGAAGGAUCUCUUCGAAAGCAAGAUCAGAAAGUCACCACUGUCCAUCUGCUUCCCCGAGUACUCUGGUCCAGACACUUACUUGGAGGGAAUAGACUACAUCAAGUGUCAGUACGAGAGCAAGAACAAGUCGCCCAGCAAAGAGGUGUAUGCCCAUGUGACCUGCGCUACAGACACCAACAACAUCCAGUUUGUCUUUGAUGCUGUCACUGAUGUCAUCAUAGCUAAUAACCUUCGGGGGUGUGGCUUGUACUGAUAAUUCAGGAAAAUGUCAGCCAAUUGAUGCAGGAUGCUUGUUUACCAGUUUGUACCACAUAGGAUGGCCCUUAUUUGUCAUUUCAUGAUAUGAUAGGUAGUGCUUUCCCAAAAGGCUGGCUAUUGGUCCAACUUGACUCUUAAACAAUGAAUUGGUUGGUUGAGACUUCUUUAAAUGUAUUUGCCUUUUUUACCUAGAAAGGAACUGCAGUAACUGUGCAGAACUCCUUCAGUCAUUUCUACAGGGAUACACCGUUCCCAUCUGAGACUUGCUUGUACAUACAGUAGUGCCUUACUCAAAGAACUAGAUUGAUUGCUAGUUAACUGCAGCCAACAUUACAGGUUAACUAGCAGUGCAACCAGCUGUUAUCAGUCCUCUACCACAAUGUAUUUUCCAUACAUUUUCAUUUAAACGCCUUUGCAUGGGACUUGUGCCUUAGUCACAUGGAGGGCAGAUGUAAAACUGUACUUAAUCAGGUCAAGUUGAAUUAAAACUCAGUUUAUGUUUGAAAGAUGCUCUUAGGAUUAUUAUUGAAUGCAAUAUUUAACUCUGGACACGGGUAUGUCCAGCCUACCAAGAAGAAAUUCAAAGCAAGAAAAACUGAAUUUCUGUAGGUGUUGUGCAAAGUAGCUUGUGUGUGAGCCUGCUGCAUUAUUUGGCAUGGAUUGUGUUAUUUGUUUUCUUUUGUUAUUGGGAUGAGAUGCACGUUGUCUGACUGUAUUUGUUGCACUUAGCUGUGCUCUGUUAACUAUGGAGCUCCAAAAUAAUCAUCAAAGUACUCAAAAAGAUAGAACAGCAUACAUUGUAGAAUUGUUAGAUGAAGUCAAACUUAAUUAAUUAUGUCAGGUGAAUAUGAAAUUCACAAUAAAACAUGUUUUUUUUAUAUUAUAGCCUUUGCUGAGCCUGCUAACAGGCUUGGAUUGUCACUGAAAGACAAAUACACUUUCAAAAUAGAGAAAUGUCCAAAAUAAGAAUGAUAAAAACACAUUAUAAUAACUUUACUUAAAGGUGGGGUGGGUAAUUUUGGAGAAACCAGCUCGAGUGCGCUAGAAUUUGAAAAUACACAGCCGGAAAAAAUCUGCUACUUCCUUACAGAGCCCCUCCUCCAACACACACGAACGCGCACAUGACCAAUGAGGGCACGAGAUAAGUUUGUGCACAGAUGGAAGGCUGACAGGCAGGUAGGCCAUCCAGUUACUUUAGCCGGGCCGGCUCAGAUGAUUGGUCGUGCUUUUUACAGUACUACGGGUUCCACAGAUGAUGAUUUUUUGAUGGAUUUAUUGUCAAAGCAUUUAAUAUAUUCAUUGCUAUCGGGAUGUUAAGAGCAUUCCAUGGAAUAUAACAAAAAGUGUUUCUGAAAUAAAUUACAUACCCCACCUUUAAAUAAAGUAUUUCUAGAUUUUUUUCAAAUUGUUAUUAGAUGUUCUGUAUUCUCUCAUAGCCGUAUGCAUUUUAUCACAAUAAGUCUAAUUUCGUAUUCAUUGGUUUAAUAUUGUCCAUCAUGUAGUUGCUUAUCAAACAGCUUGCUUUGUGCCUCAACAAGUAUACAAAAUGGAUAAGUGUCCAUCUCGUCCUGUCCUUAGAGAAGCAAACAUGCUCUUUUCAGCAUCGAUUCGUCAGCAGCAAAGCCUCACUCAAAACCUGUGGGAGGAGAGGGAUUGUCAGAGUAGAUCAUUCGGAAAGUGUAUUAUUAAUCCACAUAUUAAACAAGGCUGUUGUCUGAAUAUGCCCGCUUUAUUUCCAAUUUGACUAUGAUUGUUUUUCUACAACCUCAAUCUCAUGCAAUUAGAAUAAUUUCAAAGACGCUUCAUAUAAGUUUAGGAUUUAAGAAAUAUGAUAACACAUUUAGAAAAAGCUCAAAUAUAGUUUUGUUAUAUGUUGUAGAGAUGUUUCAUUUAGGCAUAGACAUUGUCUGUUGUGUCAUUUAUUGUCUGUUGUGUCAUUUGUUGAAAGCUAUGCAGCAUCAGUAUUGGUUUGAGCAAUGGUUGCUUCUCAUUUUAUUGAAAAGUACAGCAGAACUGAAGGGUUUUUCCAUGUCGCAAAGGAAUCGCGUGAUUAGUGCCUUGGCCUUGAGUACAUUUUAGUUUGGUCAAUGGUCCCUAUAGAAGAUUGUAAUGGAGAUUGUAUUAUUAGUAGUUGUACUAAAUAGAGCCGCAUCAUUUCUUUUCUUAAACCUCUACCUUCAAUAUUUAGUUUGUAUUGGAAAUUGUAGCGAGGAAGUUGCUCUUUAUUCGUCCCUCCUUUUUCCUCCCAGUGGACGUCACCUCUAGUCGUAUUUAAGGAUUGAUUUUCCCAAGCCCUCAUAGCGUAUAAGGGACUUGUAUAAAAUCACUUUAAAUGAAGCGCUACCAGAAGAGAUGUUCUGACUGCACUGAUGCACAGUGCAUUAUCACAAUUGUCCACCUCUCUCUCUCUCAAGGUGAGCUUUGAGAGAUUGUGUGCUGGUGAGUACAUGUCAUCCUCUGGGACUUGAAUGUCGACCUUGUGACUAUUGUUUUAACCCCAAUUUGUGCUCGAUAGCAGUAAGUAAAGUUGUCCUAAAGCUGCUGUAUGGUUGAACUGUGGUUUAGAUACCAUGAAAAGUGUUGUGUGGGAACUGUCCAAGUGUGAGCAUUGACAUUAAAGCCAAAGAGAUACAUUAAAUACCAGGUAAAUAUCAUGAGCAACAGUUUACAUAUACUGUAGGAACUGAGCUUUGUUUGUCCUCAGGACUUUGUUGUAUAGACUGAGCUGAGUGUGUUUACAGCUUUGCUGUUAUGAGUGCUCUCUGCUUCUUUAAUUAUUUAUGAGCAGGGCAUUUGUUUCAUACCACUUUCCCCCCACACUCAUACAGCAAGGCCAUUUCUGCCUCUGCUCAAGAACGCAAUUUAUUUUUCAACGAAGAUUACGUCACCGACCCCUCCUACCACAUCUGUGACAACAAUUACAGCUGUGUGUGUGUGUGUGUGUGUGUGUGUGUGUGUGUGUGUGUGUGUGUGUGUGUGUGUGUGUGUGUGUGGUGUGUGUGUGUGUGUGUGUGUGUGUGUGUGUGUGUGUGUGUGUGUGUGUGUGUGUGUGUGUGUGUGUGUGUGUGUGUGUGUGUGUGUGUGUGUGUGUGUGUGUGUGUGUGUGUGUGUGUGUGUGAACAUCAGCCCAUGGGAGGUUGUGGCGGAGACAGUAUAUGUGGAUUAAUUACCCAGAAGGCACCGGUCUACCCUUUCCACACGUAGGCUCUCAUCACGCACAUAUACACUGAAGGCACUAACACACCCAGGGGACUUAAAAAUACAAAAAGAGACCCCCAUAUCCAACCAGAAAGCCUCGGAUGUUUUUUGGUUCUUAUGCCAAACAUAAAGCCGGCCGCUGCUGCUGCAGGCUUUUUACAUUGUAAUCUUCUCUUCUGAAAUGAAUUAUAUAAUGAGAAAUCAUCUUUGUGCAGAAAUACAACUUGAAAUAUGCAUAAAACAUCAUAAUGGUUUGUCCUGAAAAGAUGCAAAUAAGAUCACCUAAAAGCAGUCUCUGAAUGCACUUCUUAACUUCACUUUCCACUAAUGGGAAUGUCCAUACUGUAGAAGAAUAUUUCCCAUUGACAUGCUGAGCCUUUCUGCUUUCAUUUCAAGGUUAUUUUGAAUGCAGUAUACUGCAAAGAAAAAACAAACUGUUGUCACUAUUUUAACGUUUGCACUAUAGUAGAACCUGAACCAAUAGAACCACUAAAUUACAUUACACAAAUUAUCUGUCCCAAAUGCCCUGCCACUGAAUCAUUUUGUUGAUCAUCAUCCUCACUUAAUGCAGGGCAGGUUACGGUGUGGAAAGCUUUUAUUUGUCUACAUUCAUGUGCUUAUUUUUCUGCAUGAAAGAGCAGCCAGCAGUCGACAUGAGCUGUGGAACAAUGUGCUGGUGAAUUUUGUAUCCACAGUAGGUUAGCAAGCUCCAAUUCACAUGCAGCUGAAAGGAUAUGCCUACAUUUGUUUUUGCCCUCGUGGUAGCAAUGUCUGCGUACUGUUGGAGCUUUGUCUCCUCUAGCUUCUUUCAUGCCUCUGGCAGCGCAGAGAACAGGACGAAUCCACGUUUCUGCUCCAGCAGCAAAUUAAAUGCAUUUUAAAUUGAUUUUAAAGGAGCAUUACUAUUUCUUGCAUACUUAAAUAAUGUCAGCAUACCUUAUUAAAUUGAGUAACUUUUUGGGUAGAAUUUCAGAAUGUGUACACUGUUAAAGUCACCUAAUAAACAAUUGAGAAGUGAUUAAAAAAAAAGAAGAUGUGUUUUUAUUCAAAUGCCUUAACUCAGCCCCUGUGAGAUCCUCCCCUAAUUGUGUCAAUUUCAAUUGGAAUUUCUUGAUUUUUUUGGUUAUAAUUGCUGGUUUACUGGACCAAAAAAUGCCCACUGUUAUUAAAAUAAACCACAUCAAAUUAGAAAAUGGUAAAUCAAAUCAAGUUUUAUUUAUAUAGCACAUUUAUAAACGAUUUUUGGUCGAGCUAAAGUGCUGUACAUAUAAUAAAAAUAGCCUACAGUAGUCCUACUGUGUCCUACACGUGCCAACCUUAACACCUAAACCUCUCAAAUGAAUCCCAACAAGUGAAAUAUAACAUCAGAGCGAACCAGAGAGGAUAGUGGGUAAUUUAGUUUAUGUCCCUGCCAAUCCCAGCCAUAAAUGAAUGAUACACUCCUACUGUAUAAGCUGCAGCGAAAGAGAGAUUUGUAGGUAAUGUGGUCUGAAGUCAGGCUAGUCGGUGUACGGGUAACUGUAACAUAACACAAUCAGUGGCCUAUUCAUGUAACAAAGGUCCUUAUGUAUCUGGACAGCAGAUGGUGACACAUGCACCAUGUGCCAAUUCAAUGCCUCUGCAAUAUAAACAAUUUCUGAAAUCCCCAAAAAGUAGCCAAACCGUCUUGACUGAAAGCUGCAGGGCGCGUCCAUAAUGAACCUGUGUCGAAUAAAGGAGUCGGAGUAUGAGCUGCUGAAAGUCCUCACGUUUAGCUUCCCUUACUGCUGUCGCUUUUCUAACCUUCAGCCCUCCACUAUCCACUUUAUUUAACCCCUCUGUCCAUACCAACCAAUAUAUACUGUACAGGUCAAACAGCAAAAUCUACAAGCUUGUUUAUUGUGCGUGUGUGUUUGUAAGUGUGUGGGUGUGGUAUUGUAUUGAGCACUGUAAGUAAAAUAUAUCUGCUGUAUCUCGCUCACUGCUGUGAUAAUUUAUUGAACAUUGUAUUUAUACAUAAGACAAAUGACAAUAAAGCACCACAUAAGUA